Messenger RNA from Nematolebias whitei (Rio pearlfish), 978 nucleotides. RefSeq names its product parvalbumin 6 (gene pvalb6). The record is from RefSeq and is a predicted model, not a curated record. The transcript has 5 exons. Gene Ontology annotation, cellular component: nucleus; cytoplasm. The coding region runs from base 205 to 534 and encodes 109 amino acids. Lineage: Eukaryota; Metazoa; Chordata; Actinopteri; Cyprinodontiformes; Rivulidae. Gene Ontology annotation, molecular function: calcium ion binding.
GAUCGUUCAGCCUGCCUGCUCUAGUCCACUUUUCUCUCUCUCUCUCUGCUGUUCCUUAUCAUUCUUUUCCACCCUUUCAAUCUUUCUCUCUGUCCUUCACUUCUCUUCAGCUGCCAGAAGCUCUCAAGCUCAUCGCUCUCUUUCUCCAACUACUGACGGUUCAGAGGAGCUCCGGACAGAGACCUACAAACAGAAGCAUCCAAGAUGGCAAUGAGCAGCAUCCUCAAAGCAGAUGACAUCAAGAAAGCUCUAGAUGCAUUUGCAGCUGCUGACUCUUUUGACCACAAGAAGUUUUUCGAGAUGGUGGGUCUGAAGACCAAGUCCUUCAGUGAUGUGAAAAAGGUCUUUGCGGUGCUCGACGCUGACAACAGCGGCUUCAUAGAGGAGGAGGAGCUCAAAUUUGUCCUGAAGGGGUUUGCCAGUUAUGGCAGAGACCUGACAGACAAAGAAACCAAAGCGUUUUUAAAAGCAGCUGAUAAGGACGGCGACGGCAAGAUUGGAAUCGAUGAAUUCGCUGCCCUUGUAAAAGAAUGAACAGCUACCAUGAAAGCCCACCUCCAUCACCAUGACUCCCCCUCUCCUCCCCGCCCUCCUGACAGAAGCCAAAUCGCUCCUCCCCGCUCUGCUGUCUUCACAAAGUGUGAUGCUGCAGUGAAGCAGGCUGCAAUCCGCAGCCCCCCCUCACACACAGCAGUGUUCCCUCUUUAUUGUAGGUUUUUAUACAAACUUCGUCUUCACUCGUAGUUAUCAAAUAUGGCUGCAGGAAUGUCACGUUUUAAAGGAUAUGGCUUGAAAUACAUCAUUUCCUGCUAGAUUUGUUCCUCUCUCAGCUUGUUCUUCCACUUUGCCACUUUCUUUCUUCUGUUCUGUUGAUAUCACUUCUAGCCCCCACCCCCCACCUUCUCCCACCAUCACUCAUCCAGUCACUGUCCAUCUCUCUACCCUCGGAUGAGGAGCUGUGAUGGGAAAAAAAAGAAG